GCAUAGUUUGUUAGGAGUUGCGGAAUGUUGGUUAUGGAGCACUAGCUGUUGGAUACAGCAUGCUGGGCCAAAAAAGCAAUGACAUUAUCCGAAGUUGAUUUGACUUGGAUGAGGAUCUAAGCCCAACUUUGAGAGUCCAGGGCCGGAACUCAGAUUCUCUUUAGUAAAGUCAGCAUCAUUGGAUAAUUAUCUUUGAUAAGAAAAUGAUCACUUAGAAACGAAAUGCUCAUGUUUUGCGCUGGCUGCAGAAGUGUAUUCCGUUAUCAACACCGGUAUAUUGCUAAUUGACAUUUGACCUGGGACGGGACCAAACAUGGCGGACUCGCGGAACGCUGGCGUCGUGUCUGCCUGUGGGUGUUUUUGGGCAUCAUUCUGACACCCCACACCUGCCUGGGCGUUGACUGGCACAUCGAGUGCCUUGUCAGCGCCCGAGCAUGCGCACUUCGAAGACGCAAUCGUCAGAUGAAGGCCUUGUCGGCAGUUGUGCAGUGACGUGCUUUACACGCGGCGAUGAAUAGGCAUCAAUUUUGCUUAAAUACCGGGCUCCGUUGGUGACGGGGCGUGACGUUCGUGGCGCUCGGAGAGAAAGGUGAGUUGACCAAAUGAUGCCUUUGAUGAACUGAGUGACAUGUUUUGUUUAACCUUUAUGCGUGGGGGGCUGGGAGUUAGCGCGCGACUGUGUAAGGGUUGUUUGUAUUAUGUACCGGCAACGUGCAUGUUUGUUUGGAAUGUUCAGAAUGUGUCUGUGUGGUCAGAGACUGAGUGGCGUGAAGGAAGUACAUUAGGGGGGGGGGGGAGGUCUUCUGAUUGGUAACAUUCUUUUAGGGGUCUUUUAUAUGUUGUUGCUGACACCAGGUCGAAAAGAAAUGGCCGUCUGGCCGUAACGCUCUUAACUGUUCCUGUUUCCCCUUAAUUUUGUUCAAGGACGAUGAGAGAUGCUUUUUGCUUUUGACAGUGGAGGGGCAUGCUUGCGUUAUCGUAUUUAUUUCUGAGCUUGAAUUUUUUUUCUUAUCGGUAAGGAAAGGUAUACUUUGGAUUUUGUGUACCUACGCAAAAAUCCACAAAAUACAAAAAUUGUAUACAUACCUGACAUGGUGUUGACCUAAACGCCAUAAUUCAAGCGGGCUAUGGUUCCGCGAUACCCGCCAUACCUAUAUGACGAUUCCUUAUCACAUCAUAGCUGCAUGAAAUGUGCGGACAAGUAGUCGAAGAGACAACCCCUUGAUGAGCGAUACCACGGCAGAAGUUUCAAGGGGAUCGUAAGAGCAGUGACGGAGCAUCGGUGCAGAACCGAUCAUAGUGUCACGAAUCAUUACACAAAUCAUGCCUAUUUCUAUGUAAAAUGUAUGCUGGCUUGAUAAUCGACAUCCCACAUUUUAUAAUCACCACUGAACAAGACGAUGCAGCUAUCAUGCUGCCAUUGACGCCAUCCCGUAUAGCUAAACGUUGCUCGGGUGGGUUUCAGAUGUAAAUGAGCGAUGAGGUGCUUAUGCAUUUUGCUUUCUAAUUUGUUUGCCAUUGGUUUCAUAUUUUAGCGCGUUUUACAAUUGGUUGCCCUAUGUUUGUGAAUUUCACGUAAAGAUCCCCAACUGUCUAUCUCACUUCAAAGCUUCAUACAAAUGUGGGACAAACACUUUAUGACAUUGCUCACCAUUAUCCCUCGACUGAUUGUGCUGUAAUCGAUGACUGAACUGCCGUUACCACCAGCCAGCCAGUAUUUGCUCUGACCAUGUGCUCUGACUGUGCAGCGGCGCAAGAUGCGGGUCACACCAUGCCUGCUGCUACUGGCGCUGCCGUGCGCCCUAGGCCGCAACAUCGGGGACGGCCUGGGGUUCAUGAACCCCGACCCGGCCCGGCCCGAGGAGGCAGUAGACAUCCAAAACACCCUUGAUGACAUGGAGCCAGUCACGGAGAGUCCCGAGGGCGAGGAAGUGGCCCGCCGCGGAGUUACUGAGGAUCCGGAGAUGGCCCGCUAUGCCCGCAUCCUGGAUCGGCUUGGGCUGUUCGAGCCAGACACUUUACAGGAGUACGCAGGACGGUCAGAAGACUCUGCAGUCGACCCUGGUGAGGAGACCUCAGACACCACGGACAAAGGUAGCAGCGAUUCCGAUGAAGAACCUUCGGAGGGGUCAGAUGAGGAGGAAAGAAAUUCGGAAGACAGCUCAGACGACAGCUCAGAGUCAUCGGACACCAGCGAAGAAUCUUCGGAAGGAUCAGAUGAGGAUAGUGAUUCGGAAGACAGCUCGGACGAAGAGUCUUCGGACUCCAGCGAAGAAUCUUCGGAGCGCUCAGACGAGGAGCGAAGCAAUCCUGAAAACCGCUCGAACAAAGAGACCAGCGACCUCACCAGCGAGAGCUCGACCGAUUCCGAGGGCGACCGUCUAGUGGCGAGCGGCACCGCCGCCCAGCACUUCAACGCAAUCGUCGCUCGCACGCGCCAAAACCUGCUUGAGGCCAACUUCCAGGGCGGGAAGCGACUCGCCAAUCAGCGCACCAUCAUCCCCAUGACGCUGAGCGACGGCUCGCGACGCGACCUCAACAUGAAGAUCACCAACGGAAAAGUCGACCGGCUGCACGAUCUGCGAAGUGACGGCACGCCCGUGCUGUGGCGCGGCCAGAACAGGCUGAGGGCCAGCUUCAGGCUGAGCCAGAUCCUGAGCCGCGCCAGCUACCGCAUCCGGGUCAGUGAGCGGUCAGGGAACGGCUCGAGCUUCGGGAGGUCGCCUGAGGGCUGAUGGGGUUCAUGCAAAACCGCCUGUCGGUACUGUCGCAUCACAUUGUUUGGUUACGGCGUUGCAUUAUGUUCAGGAGGAAUGGGGGGUUUAAUAAUGCAAAACGCUUUCUUGGAGAAAGCAAAAGAUGAAAGGCUGAAAGUGCAAUGCCGGACGGAAUAGUGUCUCUCGCUUAUCUGGAUAUUGUCUUGUAUAAUAGCAUACACAGUGUUGCUGAUGCAUGUUUCCAUAUCCGUCUUUCAAUACAUGCAGCAUGCAAUAUACGUAAAUGCUGUGCUCUGGGAAAG
Pollicipes pollicipes is the source of this 3019-nucleotide messenger RNA. Its product is annotated as dentin sialophosphoprotein. The coding region runs from base 1758 to 2735 and encodes 325 amino acids. The transcript has a single exon. The record is from RefSeq and is a predicted model, not a curated record. Lineage: Eukaryota; Metazoa; Arthropoda; Thecostraca; Pollicipedomorpha; Pollicipedidae.